Messenger RNA from Olea europaea var. sylvestris, 378 nucleotides. RefSeq lists its product as uncharacterized. The coding region runs from base 1 to 378 and encodes 125 amino acids. The transcript has a single exon. Lineage: Eukaryota; Viridiplantae; Streptophyta; Magnoliopsida; Lamiales; Oleaceae. The record is from RefSeq and is a predicted model, not a curated record.
AUGGAUUUGAAGGCCGUCGGUGAAAAGAGAUUGUUGCAACUGAAUGAGUUAGAUGAAUUUUGGAUGGAAGCAUAUGAAAAUGCAAGGAUCUACAAAGAGGGAACCAAGAAGCGACAUGACAUGCAUAUUCAGAGGCGAGAGUUUGAAGUGGGGCAAAAAGUGCUAUUGUACAACUCUAGACUCAAGCUCUCCCCGGAAAAAUUAAGGACAAGGUGGUCGGGUCUCUAUACAGUCACUAAGAUGUUGCCAUACGGGGCUAUAGAAGUCAGCCACGAAACUAAGGGUACUUUCACAGUUAACGGGCAAAGGCUGAAACACUACUGGGACAGUGACUUCUCUAAGCAAAAGUCUACCGUUCAACUCGGGACACCAAAAUGA